AUGUACAUUCUGGUCCACCAUACUGAGGGAGACCCUGGAAUGAGAACCAAAAGAUAUUUGGGAUUUAGUAAUAUAACACGCUUUUUCUUAAGAGUAAACUUCAAAACGAAUAUGAUUCCAUGGAACCAGAUUUUCGUUCAAGUCUUAGGUUUUAGGUUAAACUGGGAUGAUCCUCCCGACACCUUCCAUCCACACCAUCAUUUUACGAGGAGGAGUGUAUAUAGAAGCAUGGAAUUGCUUCUGGACAGACAUGGUUUAAGCGGCUAUCAAUGCGUUCGCCGAGCAAUUUGCGAAACUGACAUGAUCUUGGAACCUAAUUUGAUAUACCACAGAAUAUUAAAGAUGAUAUUUAGAAAUCAGUCUUCGGCUACUGAAAAAUGGCACAAUCUAACAUCAGAAACCUGUAACAGCGCUAUCUCUUCUUGUCCCUUCUCCGUUCUGGAUGUAUCACCAUACACAGAUCUUUUAUCAUAA
Pieris brassicae (large cabbage white) is the source of this 474-nucleotide messenger RNA. RefSeq lists its product as uncharacterized. NCBI's taxonomy places the organism in Eukaryota, Metazoa, Arthropoda, Insecta, Lepidoptera, Pieridae. The record is from RefSeq and is a predicted model, not a curated record. The transcript has 4 exons. Bases 1 to 474 code for a protein of 157 amino acids.